GCCCGCGCCGGGUCCCCGUCCCCGCCCCCGCCCGGCGCGCCGGUCCCUCCCGGCAAGAUGGCAACCCCGGCCGCCGUCAACCCUCCGGAAAUGGCUUCCGACAUCCCUGGAUCUGUGACCUUGCCUGUUGCCCCCAUGGCGGCCACUGGGCAGGUGAGGAUGGCAGGGGCCAUGCCUGCCCGAGGAGGAAAGCGGCGAUCCGGAAUGGACUUCGAUGAUGAAGAUGGUGAAGGUCCCAGUAAAUUUUCGAGAGAGAACCACAGUGAGAUCGAGCGGCGCAGGCGAAACAAGAUGACUCAGUAUAUUACGGAGCUCUCCGACAUGGUUCCCACCUGCAGCGCGCUGGCUCGGAAGCCAGACAAGCUCACCAUACUGCGCAUGGCUGUUUCGCACAUGAAGUCCAUGAGGGGCACCGGGAACAAAUCGACUGACGGCGCGUACAAGCCUUCCUUCCUCACUGAGCAGGAGCUGAAGCAUCUCAUCCUUGAAGCUGCUGAUGGGUUUCUGUUUGUGGUGGCAGCUGAGACAGGAAGAGUCAUCUAUGUGUCGGAUUCUGUCACACCUGUUCUGAACCAGCCACAGUCAGAGUGGUUUGGGAGCACCCUCUAUGAACAGGUACACCCUGACGACGUGGAGAAGCUGAGAGAGCAGCUGUGCACUUCGGAAAACUCCAUGACAGGCCGCAUCCUGGACCUGAAGACCGGGACAGUGAAGAAGGAAGGCCAGCAGUCGUCCAUGCGCAUGUGCAUGGGCUCCCGACGCUCCUUCAUCUGCAGGAUGAGGUGCGGAAAUGCUCCCUUAGACCACCUGCCUUUGAACAGAAUAACCACCAUGCGGAAAAGGUUCAGGAAUGGCCUUGGCCCUGUGAAAGAAGGAGAAGCCCAGUACGCUGUGGUCCACUGCACCGGUUACAUCAAGGCUUGGCCUCCAGCAGGAAUGACCAUACCCGAAGAAGACGCUGAUGUAGGACAAGGCAGCAAAUACUGCCUUGUAGCAAUCGGGAGGCUCCAGGUGACCAGCUCUCCUGUGUGCAUGGACAUGAGCGGCAUGUCAGUGCCCACGGAGUUCCUGUCCCGGCAUAACUCUGAUGGAAUCAUCACAUUUGUGGACCCAAGAUGCAUCAGUGUGAUUGGCUACCAACCCCAGGACCUUCUGGGAAAGGAUAUUCUGGAAUUCUGCCACCCUGAGGAUCAGAGCCACCUACGGGAAAGCUUCCAGCAGGUGGUUAAGCUGAAGGGCCAAGUGCUGUCGGUCAUGUAUCGGUUCCGCACCAAGAACCGGGAGUGGCUGUUGAUCCGUACCAGCAGCUUCACCUUCCAGAACCCCUAUUCCGAUGAGAUCGAGUACGUCAUCUGCACCAACACCAAUGUCAAGCAGCUUCAGCAGCAGCAGGCAGAACUGGAGGUGCAGCGAGAUGGCCUGUCGUCCUAUGACUUAUCUCAGGUCCCUGUACCCAACCUACCUGCCGGUGUUCACGAGGCAGGGAAGUCCGUGGAAAAGGCAGAUGCAAUCUUCUCCCAAGAGAGAGACCCUCGUUUUGCUGAGAUGUUUGCAGGCAUCAGUGCGUCGGAGAAGAAGAUGAUGAGCUCAGCAUCAGCAUCAAGCAGCCAGCAGAUCUACUCCCAAGGAAGUCCGUUCCCUGCUGGGCACUCGGGCAAGGCCUUCAGCUCUUCCGUGGUCCAUGUGCCUGGAGUGAAUGACAUUCAGUCCUCCUCCUCAACGGGCCAGAACAUAUCCCAGAUCUCCAGGCAACUGAACCAAGGCCAGGUGGCAUGGACAGGCAGCCGUCCACCCUUCCCAGGGCAGCCCAGCAAGACACAGUCAUCUGCCUUUGGGAUUGGAUCAAGCCACCCCUACCCGGCUGACCCUUCUUCCUACAGCCCUCUCUCCAGCCCAGCUGCCUCCUCGCCAAGUGGAAACGCCUACCCCAGUCUUGCCAACAGGACUCCAGGGUUCGCUGAGAGUGGACAGAGUGGCGGGCAGUUCCAGGGCCGGCCCUCCGAGGUCUGGUCUCAGUGGCAGAGCCAGCACCACGGACAGCAGAGCGGUGAGCAGCACUCCCACCAGCAGCCUGGCCAGACUGAAGUGUUCCAGGACAUGCUGCCCAUGCCGGGGGACCCGACGCAGGGGACUGGCAACUAUAACAUCGAGGACUUUGCUGACCUGGGCAUGUUCCCUCCAUUUUCUGAGUAGCUUCAGGCAAAGCCAGGCUCCUACUGCCCAGGCACUAUUCUUGUCAUGGCAUAGAUGCCCAUGUUCAAAGGGCCCCCCCCCUCACCCAGCUUGCCCUGCUGCAGAAACCCCAGAAGCCCCCCUUACUCCCCAUCUCCCUGGACAUGGCAUCACCUGGCUCUAACCCACAGGCCUGGCUUCUUGGGUUUGGGGUCUUUGUAUUUAUUGUACUUUAUCUGUGUGCUUGGAAGGGGGCCUCCAGGGUCCUUAUAUUCCAUUGUGAAUAAUCUCUUAAUGGACAAUUUGCACCCAUCAAGUGUUUGCUUGACAUCCACAGUGGCUGGCAGCACCAGCAGGUCUGCCUGGUGCAGAGGCUGGGUUUCUUUCUGCUUUUUCACAGCUGCUGCCUGGGGGCUUCGGGUCAGACUAAGAGGCAGUAACCUCUGCGUUCUGUGCUGGAGCUGGGAGCAUAGAGACUUGAGACUCCCACCACUCACUGUCCUUGAUGGCCUGGGGCCAGGUGUGCUUUAUACAGUGAGAAUCCAAGUUGUGAGUUGGUAGAUGUACUGUGGCGUGUUGGUGUGUGUGGCGAGUGAGAGUGAAACGCUGUCCCCAAUUCAGCUGCAUUUCAAAGGGGAGCAUGCCAGGAGGCCUGGGAGCUGGGCUGACAGCCAACCCUAUAGCACCGUCCCCAGCAGUCAGGGCUGGGGAGCUGCUCACUUUGUAAGCCAGUUCUUGGGUCCGCUGAUCCUUUUACAGACAGCCUCCACAUCUUAAAAGUUUCUAGCCUUUCCUCCGUGUGACCUAUGCGAACACUCUUCUCUUACUCUAGCCUGAGGGACAGUGUCCUGAUUCCAUGAAGGUUACUGCAUCCUCCCUGCUCUGUAGCAGAGCUGAGCUGUUUCCUGUCCAGCACCUUCAGGAAGUCACAUCUGGCCCUCUGUACGAGGUUAUGAUGCCCCACCUCUCAGAUCCCGGACACGUUCUGCUCAGUAACCUAGAAAGAUGGUGCCACAUUCUGGGUGAAGAAGGAUGCUCUGCGCCCCCUCAGCCUCUGUCCUCAGCAGGCAGGAGAGCCAGGAGUGUCUCAGAAUGGACACAGCCUGGCCUUGGAGGUCAGAGACUCAGCUCUGGCCACACUCUUACAGUGGUCUUAAGGUAGAACUAUGAGCUAACUUCCAGAAACUUCUGACACCAGAGUCCCUGUGUCAGUCAAAUUUGACAGAGUGCCAGACUUCACCCCAUUUUCAAGUCCCUCUGCUCCACCCACAUCCCAUGUGCUGUGGUGAGUGCUCUCUGCCACCCUUCACUUUAUCCAGCCUCAUCACAGAUAUCUCACCACCCUGGAUCAGCCCACUAAUGCCCAAGUGUGGGAGAAGCCACAGAGCUACCUUAGGCAGGCCCUGGGGUCCUUCAGAGCUCUUUCAGGAACCCCUUGUUUGAAUGUGGAGGUACAAGCUCUCACAACAGCCCUGCCUUGCUGCCUGACUACUGGGAUGCUGGGAGUGUAGCUGGGAGUAUAAUAGGUUCUGGAAUCCAUGAGAGCAGAAUGAGCAUGUGGGUUAAAGGCCUAGGACAGCACCACUGCAUUCCGAAGCUCAGCCUCGCCUGCCAUCCAGGGAGUACCAGUGUUUUUUACAGGACUCGCUGGCAGUCUCUACUUAGCUCAGCAGAAAACCGGUGAUGAUCCCUGUCCCUGACAAACCCUGGCCCCAGAGGUCCUCAAACAGCUUUGAACCCUCCUGUGGAGAGUAGUAGCACAGUCUGAGGUUCAUCCCAGCCUCAGAGUCCCAAAUAGGUCUCCUGUGUGUGCUGCACGGUACACCUUCUGUCCCCAGCAGUCGCGAGCUGGCCUCAGGUGGUGAGCAUAAGUCAUAAAAGAGAAAAAGGCCCAAAGCUAGCUUCAGGAGCAAAGGAUGCUUUUCAGUGAGGAAAACAGACAUAACCUUUAACCUGUGAAUUAAGAGGUGUGGGAGCUGUGGGUUUGGCGUUUUACUGCCUUUGGAGGAAAAUUGGGACUUUUCUUGGGUAUGUGACACAGGUUACAUGUCACUCCCUUAUAUGGGAGCUCAUCUGCUUUGUGACAGCUAUGGCCUAUCACACAAGCAAGAACAAAUCAUUUGCUAACCAACAGUAACAAGGCAAAACUGCCACACUCUUGGUAUGUGGCCAUGGCUUUCUGUGCCCUAACUUGCCAGUCCACCAUUCCCUACCCUAUCAAGCUGAUGCUCACCUCAAGUGCCACCACUGGGGAAACUGAAACAGGAAAGGUCGUGAGCUCAGGAGUUCAAGACCCAGACCUACCUGGGCAACAUAAUGAGACUAAUCUCAGAAAUAAAUAUACACCGAGGAUCAUGGCUGUAUUCCAUGGACUGAGAAGUCAGCAGCUCCCUAGCUGCCCUCUUCCUCCAUGAGUCUGGGACAGCUUUGAAGAGGUAGCUCACAGGGCAUGGCCAUAUUUCCACAUGUGACAUGCCAUGUCUUGUGCCCAGAGCUGGGUUUCUUCAGGCAGCCUGCAAAGCCUUGUGGGCAUUGGCCGUAGCAAAGUGGAGCUGUUCACAGGCCAUGCAGGGUGCACAGUGUGCUUUGUCUAACCAUCUAUUUCCUUCAAGAAAAAGUUCACAAGCAGGCUUCCAUGGACAGCAAGCACUUACUCAUCUCUCUCUUAGCCUUUCUUCUAUGGAUGUGAACUGUGCCGUGGGUAAAUCGUUUGUAUUUCUUGAACGUUCUGUAUGAUUAACAGGUAUUAAGUCACUGGGUAUAUGUAUAACUAAUGUAACUGCCUUUUCAAUUUUCAUUACAAUAAAAAAUGACUUUGCUCUGAA
This is a messenger RNA of Peromyscus eremicus (cactus mouse), 4997 nucleotides long. RefSeq names its product aryl hydrocarbon receptor nuclear translocator 2 (gene Arnt2). NCBI's taxonomy places the organism in Eukaryota, Metazoa, Chordata, Mammalia, Rodentia, Cricetidae. Gene Ontology annotation, molecular function: protein dimerization activity; RNA polymerase II cis-regulatory region sequence-specific DNA binding; DNA-binding transcription factor activity, RNA polymerase II-specific. The record is from RefSeq and is a predicted model, not a curated record. Gene Ontology annotation, biological process: regulation of transcription by RNA polymerase II. Gene Ontology annotation, cellular component: aryl hydrocarbon receptor complex; transcription regulator complex; nucleus.